Molecule: messenger RNA, 504 nt
Organism: Ostreobium quekettii
Lineage: Eukaryota; Viridiplantae; Chlorophyta; Ulvophyceae; Bryopsidales; Ostreobiaceae
Source: the annotation of a GenBank genome assembly
AUGCGUAUUGCCAACAGAUACAUGCACCCCUUGGAGGUGGAGCACAUUGCAGGUUUUGCAACUGAGGAUGAACAGUGGUCAGCCUUCAUGUCCCUUUGGACUGUGAAAGAGGCUUUUGUGAAAGCCCAGGGUUUGGGCUUCAGCGGUGCAAAGGGCUUCAAGGGCUUCCAUGUAGAUUUGGAGGAGGACAAGAACAUCGCUGAGCCAUUGAUUCGCUUGACGGGCUUACCAGUUAUGGACUCCACUUCCCAUGUGCGUGUGACUGGGGCAAACAACGUGGGGGGUUGUACUUUCUUGGUAUUCAGACCCAGCCCUGACCACGUGGCUACUCUUUGCGUAAAGGACACUGCAGGCAUGCCAACAAAACGGCUGCAGAGAGUGCGCAUGUAUCGGGUAGGGUCUCUGGGGCAAUGGGCGCCCAUGGAAGAUUGCGAUUCAAUAGUGCUGGGAGGCGGCCCUUUUGCGGAAGUUGUUCAGAAUGCGACUGUGCGACAGCAAAGGUGA